This is a messenger RNA of Heteronotia binoei (common prickly gecko), 1152 nucleotides long. Its product is annotated as oocyte-specific histone RNA stem-loop-binding protein 2-like. The coding region runs from base 162 to 767 and encodes 201 amino acids. The record is from RefSeq and is a predicted model, not a curated record. Gene Ontology annotation, biological process: mRNA transport; mRNA 3'-end processing by stem-loop binding and cleavage. The transcript is spliced from 7 exons. Lineage: Eukaryota; Metazoa; Chordata; Lepidosauria; Squamata; Gekkonidae. Gene Ontology annotation, cellular component: cytoplasm; histone pre-mRNA 3'end processing complex. Gene Ontology annotation, molecular function: histone pre-mRNA stem-loop binding; mRNA binding.
AACCCCAUUUUACUUUGCGUGGAAACAGGGCUUCAUGUUUGAGUUCUCUGUUUUGUGACUCUUUCGGUUCUGACUAUGGAGGAUUUGCUGCUGGGGUAUCACCAGUGUUUGAAAAAAAUGGGUUGUCGUCAUCUUCCCAGGCCUUAUAUCUUGAAAGGCAGAUGGUCAGUGUGGGUGUAGGCACAAGGUCAUAUAGGCCGAGAAGAUCUUGCUCAGAAUUCAGAUCUGAUGAGGAGACUGAUGAGGCUGUUUUGCUAAGAAGACAGAAGCAGAUAGAGUAUGGCAAAAACACCAUUGGUUACCAACACUUUGUCCAACAAGUCCCCAAAGCUUCUCGGCAGUCAGGUGUUCAUCCACGUACUCCAAACAAACAUAAGAAGUACAGUCGUCGUUCCUGGGACAUGCAGAUUAAGCUAUGGCGACGGGCACUGCAUGCCUGGGACCCCCCUGGGCUAAAUGCAGAAGGACCUGAGAGGCAGAAGCUGGUGAUUGAGAGGCGUCCUCUCUUCGUCUCAAAUGGCUGCUUUGAUACCCAAGAGAUGCUAGAAAACCCAUAUGAAGAAGCCUUAGGAGGACAGGUUGUUAGAUUGUCAGCUUCUCGUCACUUUGUUCCAUGGCUGCCUGAGAAUGAUCACUUCAAUGGUGGAAACUUUGUUGAACAUGCAGAAGACUGUUCUGUCUGCCCUGAGUGCAGAUGUCAUGUCCUGAGAAUAUGGCGGCGCUUGACACCCUUUAGAAGGCAUUGUUUAAAUGAGGGAAAGACCUGAGACAGACAUGAGGCUUUUAUGUUUCUGCCCUGCUCGUGUAUCUUCCCAGUUAUUUUGGUAUAACAUCCCUAAGAUUGUAGGGGGAUCUAGCCUAUCUCUGCAGCUGUUCUGGUACUCAGCUUCUUUUUGUCCAGUCUUCAUAAUAAUGGAGUGAAUACAUGACUAACUACUUAACAUGUCUUUGGUCACAUUUCUAUUAUAUGGGUGUAGUUUGGGUGGAAGAGGAGUGGUGACUAUUACAGAAGUCAAAUAGUUCUUGCAGUCCCAUGCCUUGUAAGGAAGAGUGUGAUUUGAGCACUAAGAGGACAAACACUGUGCCUGAACUAAUUUGAGAAAGAUCAUCUCUGCCUAACACUUUGACCUGAUUAAAAACAGUUGAUUAAAA